AUGCCCCGUCAGAAACGUCCUCACGUUCCGAAAGUUAAAGGUUGCUACGAGUGCUCGCAGCGACGAAUCAACUGCGAUCGUACAGAACCGCAGUGCACCAAAUGUAUGUCUAAAGGAAUCAUAUGUAGUGGUUUCGGCAUUCGAUACCGCUUCCGCGAGGAGGUCAGCACGCGAGGUAGGAUUCGACGUCGAGGUGAUGUGACUGAUGGAUUCAAGUUUUCAGUGCAGUCCCAAGACAUCCAGCAUGUCUCUUGCGCGACCUCAUCCAUCGCUCCAGCAGAUCUUGACAGCUAUCCCACUCUGCUCGACACACAUACGGGGCUGACAGACCAAUACCCUACGGAUGCCCUUGCCGCCAUCCAGACAACAGAGUUUUUCCCUCUUAUGACCGGACUUGACAUGGUGGCGCCACGGAGUGAAUACUUGCUCGCUUACUUCUCUAACCAUAUCGCACCUCAAAUGGUGGUCAUGGAUGACAGCUACAACGGAUGGCGAUGUUUUAUUCUCCCUUUUGCCUACGCCGACGAGAUGGUCAUGGAUGCCGUCUCCGCCGUGUCGGCCUUCCAUAUUUGCGAAAAAGGUGGCCGCCAACGCGAUCACCGACCCGAUAGGCUGUAUGCGAAAGUCAUCGCAGGGCUUCAGGGUAGGAGUACUUUCAGGGAAUGUGACCUGCAGACAAGACACUCCAUCUUUCUCGCGAUCAUAGUUCUGCUGGUGGGGGUUAUGGUCAACGGAUCUUCCGAUUUUCCCAUUCUUUUCUACAUGCUGCAGUCUGCGCUCGAGGCAGUUGGAGGUAAGAACGGACUUGGAGAUGGCGAGUUGACAAGGUUUCUUAUGCGUCAGAUUCGCAAAAUGCGAGUCUACGCAGCACCAUUACUCAGCCAGGAGGCCGGCGUGCAGACAAUCUUGUCCUCUGCCCAGAAAAGCUUCGAUUGCUUAUACUUCAACUCCGGCUUGCAUCCCGAUCACUCAUCGACGUUUGACCUUAUUGUAGGUCUUCGGCAGCAAGCAUAUGACAUCUACCUACAGCGAGCCAUGCUGGGACGCCGAAGUCGACGACAUGUGGAGCGCAUCGAACGCUUCAUAGAUACCCUGCAGUCACUUCCAGAUGAUGCCCCAGGCCAGCAUACCCUUGUAUGGCCGUCGUUCAUUGCAGCGUCCGAAAGCUCCAUUCCCGAGCAUCAACUCUUCUUCAAGCAAUUUUUAGAGGGCCAGUAUCAUCUGAACGGUUUCUCUAAUAUUCUGAAGGCAAUUGAGCUGCUGGAACGAAUAUGGACGAAUAAUAACGGCGAUACAUGGCCUGCGUUGCUCCCAGAGUCACGAUUAUUUGUCAUGUAG
Aspergillus affinis is the source of this 1338-nucleotide messenger RNA. RefSeq names its product Zn(II)2Cys6 transcription factor. Gene Ontology annotation, cellular component: nucleus. NCBI's taxonomy places the organism in Eukaryota, Fungi, Ascomycota, Eurotiomycetes, Eurotiales, Aspergillaceae. Gene Ontology annotation, biological process: positive regulation of transcription by RNA polymerase II. The record is from RefSeq and is a predicted model, not a curated record. Gene Ontology annotation, molecular function: transcription cis-regulatory region binding; zinc ion binding; DNA-binding transcription factor activity, RNA polymerase II-specific. The coding region runs from base 1 to 1338 and encodes 445 amino acids. The transcript has 5 exons.